CCAUUUAUCCACAGAGGUCUGCCUGUUUCUGAGCAGUAACAAUAAUUCAAAAGAGUUGCUUUCUAAGCAGAUUUUAAAAAACCCAACAAACUAGUAAUAAUAAUAAUAAAGAGACAAACAGGAUGUCAGGGAGCUCUGCGGUCCGCUCCUUCGCUGUCGCAGACUACGUGGUUUUCGCCGUCAUGCUGCUGGUGUCCGCCGCCAUCGGGGUCUACUUCGCCUGGGCCGACAGGAGGCAGCGCAGCGCCGGGGACUUCCUGACCGGGGGCCGCAGGCUGACGGCGCUGCCCGUCUCUCUGUCCCUGUCCGCCAGCUUCAUGUCGGCCGUCACGGUGCUGGGGAACCCGGCCGAGGUGUACCUCUACGGAGCCAGCAUCGCGUUUUACGCCGUCUCCUACGUCGUCACCAUGGUGAUAACCUCCGAGGUCUUCCUGCCGGUCUUCUACAAGCUGAACAUCACGAGCACGUACGAGUACCUGGAGCUGCGUUUCAACAGAGCGACCCGUCUGAUGGGAACCAUGCUCUUCAUUGUUCAGACAAUUCUUUAUACCGGAAUCGUCAUCUACGCUCCAGCUCUCGCUUUGAACCAAGUGACUGGUCUGGAUCUGUGGGGCGCCAUGAUUUCAACAGGAGUGGUCUGUACUUUUUACUGCACAAUGGGUGGCCUGAAGGCGGUGGUGUGGACUGAUGUAAUACAGCUUGGUGUCAUGCUUGCGGGCUUCCUCGCCGUCAUGAUCCGGUCUGUAGUCGUACAAGGCGGAGUCAUCAACAUCAUCUCUGACUCACAGCAGGGAGGAAGACUAAAUCUUCUGGACUUUGAUCCAAACCCGCUGAGGAGACACACAUUUUGGACUCUGUCUGUCGGAGGGGUAUUCAUUUGGCUCAGUAUUUAUGGCAUCAACCAGGCACAGGUUCAAAGAUACAUCUCCUGCAAGAGUAUGACUCAUGCCAGACUUUCUUUGUUCAUCAACUUGUUGGGGCUUUGGUCCAUUUUACUGAGCUCAGUGUUCACAGGAAUGUGUCUGUUCUCCGUCUAUAAAAGUUGUGACCCCUGGACCAGCAGACUUAUUUCUGCUCCUGAUCAGCUAUUGCCAUAUCUUGUGAUGGACAUCUUGGGCGGCUAUCCUGGCCUUCCUGGACUGUUCGUUGCGGCAGCUUACAGCGGAUCUCUGAGCACUGUGUCUUCCAGUAUCAAUGCACUUGCCACAGUGACAGUUGAGGACAUCAUAAGACCGUACACCAACUUUUCAGAAAAGCGCCUGACAUGGAUUUCAAAGGGAAUGAGUUUUUUCUAUGGGAUUUUAUGCAUUGGAAUGGCUGGAGUGGCCUCUUUUAUGGGAGGAAUCUUGCAGGCAGCCUUCAGUAUUUUUGGGAUCAUCGGUGGCCCUUUGCUUGGCUUGUUCACGCUGGGGAUUCUAUGUCCACUGGCCAAUUCUAAAGGAGCUUUAUCAGGCCUUUUUUCAGGCAUGGCGUUAUCUCUUUGGGUGGGCAUUGGAGCUCAGAUAUACCCUCCGUCCAAAGCCUUGAGUCAACCUCUACCUCUUUCCACUGAUGGAUGCAAUUUCACUCUGGCCCAUGACUCAAAUUGGACCUCCAGCGCUUUACCAAUCCAGAACUUCACUUCGGUGGCUCCAGUGCACCACCAUGACAAGUCCGACCUGAGGAACCUGUACUCUCUGUCCUAUCUGUACUUCAGUCCAUUGGGAACCAUCACAGCAAUCAGCGUAGGACUGGUUGUCAGCAUCUUGACAGGAGGCUGCAACCUCAAAGUGGAGCCAAGGCUUACCUUAAACAAGGAAGACACAAUCAUUUACCAUUUCAUCAAAAUGUUUACAGGCAGAAUCAAGCGUCGAAGUGGACAUCUGGACCUGAAGAAGGACAGAGUGAUGACAUUUGGCAAUGCUAAUCCCGCUUUUAGCGAUGUUGAGCUGGACCUUGCAAAACGUGGACUUUCUUGAUGAAACGAAACCAAUGUUUGGUCAACAAUUUAAUUAUUGUUGUCUAGUCUCAUCAAAAGGAUUGCCAGUAAAGAAUGAGAGAAUAUACAGGAUCGGUAGCAACUGUAAUUAUAUUUGCUGAGAGCCUGGGUCUCCGGGGUUCUGUUGUACAAUCGAGAGGGCUUAUACCUGGCAUUUGUACAAAAUGUACACAAUUCAAACACUGUUUCACAGACUGGCCAAAGUGUUACAGCUUAGAGAGUUAUUCCCAAAGUACUGCAUGAUUGAGAGAAACUAUAGCUAUUCUUCAGCACGCUUACUCAGUGUACCUGUCAGGAAUGCUUUGAUAACGUACAAAAAUAUUCUGUUGGACAGCUUGUUUCUUUCUAGUGGCCUUCAGACUGGGUUCUGUAUACAAAGAAGUUCUGGUAACAUUAGGAGAUUGUCUAAAUGAAUAGUUUUGAAAGACCUACCAAAGAACUGGGCAGGUUACACAUAAACUUCCUUGCUUGUUUCUAGGUCUUGAUGAUCUGUCUAGAAUGAUCAUGUCACCUAUUGCAAUGUAUCCUCAGCCAUUUUGUCUUUCUUUACCCCGAAGAAACCGUCUGCCGGAUUUGUUCUUGUGAUUCCAGACAUUUCCACUCUAAAUGUUAUGCGAUUUGAUGAUUGUACAAUGAUUGAGUAUUCCAUAAAGGAAUUGAGAAACCUAGAAGUUCCUCGCUCCCUUUAUAGGUUUUACCUGGUUCGUUGAUGAACGCAAAAGAACAACCAGGUCUCUAACGGCAGGAGUGUACAGGUGUGUUUUGUAACAACCCCAAGUUGGGAAGAACAUCUGCAUUGACCUUUGUCCUCAGAUCAAAUUAAUAUCUCAAUGCAGAUGAUAUUUGUUCCCUCAUAAUGCCAUCUAUUUUGAGAAAUACACUAAUCCUUCCUACAACGAAACAUUUCACAGGUUUACCUUAAAGAACUGACAUAUUUGUAGAGAGAAAUCUCAAUUUAAAUAGCCUCGGUACCUGGAUACUGGUCUCUAAGAGCCAAUAUAUUUUUUGUUCUCCACUUGAAUAGUCCUUUCAUUCCUGAACGGAGGUAUGGCUGAGAGAGCAUAGAUUACGAGGCGAAUGGCGCCAUCUGCUGGAGGAAAACGACUCUGCAACAACCACAUUUUUUUUCGGUUUUUUUUUUUUUUUUUUAAAUGGAUAGAACUUCUUUACAUGCCAUGAAUUAGAAUGAGCUGCAACAACCACCAUAACUAUAAAAACCUGCUUGUUUCAUUUAGGUAGCACUCUGAUUCAUUGCUACUUCUAGACAAAAUAUUUUGGAACAAAGUUUUAACCUCAAAGUAAAAAAAUAAUUUGUUGCACAUCUCAAUCCAAAUAUCCACCCAGUAACUUCUUCCCUCAACUUAGAUUUAUUCUCAACCAUAAAUUUUCCCUAAAACCUUGACUUUAUUUUUAUUUUUAUUGAGCUUAAUUUUGGUUGCUGACCAAUUGUCAUAAUCGGUUCUGAUUGUGUGUUUGGGAGAAAUCAGAAAUAGUUCAAAGUACAAUUUAAGCUAAAUCCCAGGCUAAGCCAUCCUAAAAAGUUCACAAAUACAGAAAUUAAAAGCAAUAAAUCUCUAAGACAAGCUAAAAAAACAAACAAAAAAAAAAACAUCUGAUGACUCAAAUUGCAUUCAUGUGAUAAAGGAAUAAAAUACAUAGAUAUAUGAUAAAUAGAAGUUUUUGUUUUUUUGUUACAUCCAGAGAUGAGAACAGACCCAAAAGGGUUCAUUUUCAACAAACAUGAGUGUCAUGAAUCAGACAACAGCUUUUUGCAUCAUUUUGGCUUUUUGCAGCCAAUUUUCAAACACUGGCUGAAUUUGUUUUGAAUUUUAUUUAUAAUAAAUACCAAUAAAUCAUGCAUAUCUCAUAUGUUUCCUGAAUGGAAUAAACUGCUGAUCUUCAACAGA
Poeciliopsis prolifica (blackstripe livebearer) is the source of this 3885-nucleotide messenger RNA. It is a transcript of the gene slc5a8, whose product is annotated as solute carrier family 5 member 8. NCBI's taxonomy places the organism in Eukaryota, Metazoa, Chordata, Actinopteri, Cyprinodontiformes, Poeciliidae. The transcript is spliced from 17 exons. The coding region runs from base 123 to 1958 and encodes 611 amino acids. The record is from RefSeq and is a predicted model, not a curated record. Gene Ontology annotation, molecular function: organic acid:sodium symporter activity. Gene Ontology annotation, biological process: propanoate transmembrane transport; sodium ion transport. Gene Ontology annotation, cellular component: membrane.